This is a messenger RNA of Elaeis guineensis (African oil palm), 2536 nucleotides long. RefSeq names its product L-type lectin-domain containing receptor kinase S.7. Gene Ontology annotation, biological process: protein phosphorylation. The record is from RefSeq and is a predicted model, not a curated record. Gene Ontology annotation, molecular function: protein kinase activity; carbohydrate binding; ATP binding. NCBI's taxonomy places the organism in Eukaryota, Viridiplantae, Streptophyta, Magnoliopsida, Arecales, Arecaceae.
CUUCCUUCGUCUUCUUUCCUGCCAUUCUUCAUCGAGAGAGAUGACUCCCAGAUCUUUGAGCCCAUCUUUCCGGCCACAUUGGGCUUUGCUUCUCCUCCUCCUCCUCCCUGCUACCACCGUCCGCUGCCGUCCGGAAAUAUCCAUCACCACCGCCGGAACAAAGCUAAUCCCUGAGCGAAUAUCUUGGGACACCAACAUCACCCUCCUCGGCGACGCCUCCCUCAAGAACGGCGCCAUUAGCCUCACACGCAACUCCGCCUCCAGCGCCGGCCGCGCCCUAUACUCCCAACCCAUCCGCUUUCUUGAACCCACCACCCGCUCCCCGGCCUCCUUCUCCUCCCGCUUCGCCUUCUUCAUCACACCCUCCUCCCCCGGCGACGGCCUCGCCUUCCUCCUCACCUCCGACCCCCACUUCCUCGGCAGCUCCAACGGCUUCUUGGGCCUCUUCUCCGACCUCGCCUCCGCCGACUCCUCCAGGGCCGACGACGUCGUCACCAUCGCCGUGGAGUUCGACACCAACCUCGACGCCCCGCUCCGCGACAUCAACGACAACCACGUCGCCCUCGACGUCGGCAGCAUCUUCUCCUUCGCCGCCGCCGACGCCGGCAAAGUAGAGGUCGACCUCAAGGCCCGGAUACCCAUGAUGGCCUGGGUCGAGUACAGCAGCACCGAGAAGGCGGUCCGGGUUUGGCUCAGCUACUCCCGCUUCCGGCCCCCCGAACCCCUCCUCGUCGCCGGCGUCGACCUCUCCGGCCUCUUCCGCGAGUUCAUGUAUGUCGGCUUCUCCGCCUCCAACGGCCAUGGCGCCGCGCUCCACGCCGUCACCCGGUGGAGCUUCCGAACCUUCGGGUUCGCCGCCGCCGCCGCCUCGGCGUCUCCACCCGGAAACGGCACGGACGGUGGUGGGUGCGCCAACUGUUCGACCGAAGGUCAGAAAGGCGGCGACACGGACGACGACUUCGUCAAGCCUGGUAGUGACCCCGUGGUGAGUCUAGCUACGAGGACAAGAAGAUAUAUUCGGGUGGUUCUCAUCGUGGGCGUAGUAAUAGUCUUCGUCUGCUUGUUGUUGUUGAUCGCUGCUAUCGUCACGUGUCUUCGGGGAAAUGAGGAAGAGGGCAGUGAAGGGAGCGCGCUGGAGACCGCUGUGGGAUGCGAAUUCCAGAGGAUGCCCCCAAGGAUUUCGCUGGAUGAGAUAAGAUCGGCAACCAAAGAAUUCCACUGCAGCAAGAUCCUGGGCCAGGGCGGCUCGGCGAUGGUGUAUGAGGGUGUUCUGCCUUCUGGCUGCAAGGUCGCCGUCAAGAGAUUCGGCCAGGUGGACCGGUUCACCCGCACAUUCGCCACGGAGCUGGCGGCCCUCAUCGGCUCAUGCCGGCACCGGAAUCUGAUCCCUCUCAAGGGGUGGUGCUGCGAGAAGGACGAGCUGGUCUUGGUGUAUGAGUACAUGCCCAAUGGCAGCCUGGACAAGAUCCUCCACGCCGCUGCUCCUUCUGAAUCCAUGGUGGCGGGGCCGCCGCCCGCACUCUCCUGGGACCAGCGCUGGAAGAUUGUCCUGGGCGUCGCAUCCGCGAUCGUCUUCCUGCACGAGGAGUGUGAGAAGAAGAUCAUCCACCGGGACGUCAAGGCCUGCAAUGUACUCCUCGACGCCGAAUUCAAUGCGAAGCUCGGGGAUUUCGGGCUCGCCGAGCUGAAUGAUCAUAACCGGACUCCACCGGUGACCAAGCCGGCAGGUACCAUGGGCUAUCUGGCGCCAGAGUAUGUCCAUUCCGGUGUGGCCACCGAGAAGUCGGAUGUGUACAGUUUUGGAGUUCUGGCGCUGGAAGUGGCGACAGGGCGAAAGCCAAUGGAGAAGGGUGUUGUGCUCGUCGACUGGGUCUGGUCGCUGUGGGGGCGGCGGAGGCUGGUGGAUGCGGCGGAUCCGCGGCUUGAGGGCAGGUUCAGCAGGGAGGAAAUGGGGAGGAUGCUGGUUGUUGGGCUGUGCUGCGCCCAUCCCGAGUCCAAGCGGCGGCCCACAAUGAGGAAGGCUAUGAGGAUGCUCAAGGGGGUGGCGGCUCUGACUGCGUUGCCGGCCAGAAAACCUGCUGUUAGGCUGCUAUCGCAGUUGCCUCGGACUUCGCGGGAUUCCGGCUCGCAGGCUUCUGGAGAUGCGACCACAUCGUGGUUCUCCCCUUGCAUCAGUCUCAACCAGUUGGAAGAGCAGAAUGAUGGGCAGAAAUGAGUCUGCUGCGACUCGGACUCCAUUCUUCUGAACCCCUGAGAUUUGUAAGCAUCGAUGAUGAACGGAUCUGUGUGAAACAAGCCUGCAAGAUAAAGAGUCGUUGACGGCAUGAUCAGAUCUUUCCUCAAGGAGCUUUGCAUUUGAAACUUCAUGAAUUAUACCAUUUGUUGUCAUGUUGAUGCCCGUGAUCAGACGUUCUGGUUGUUUCUAUCAACGUGAAUGGAAAAUUCGGGCGUUGACGGUAGUAAUGCCUUACAAGUUCUGAUGAUUGUUAUCUGACAUGUUGGUUGUUUCUAUCAAUAUUAGAGGAAAUUUCAUAGU